Arachis stenosperma is the source of this 1428-nucleotide messenger RNA. Its product is annotated as NAC transcription factor 29-like. The transcript has 3 exons. The coding region runs from base 67 to 1101 and encodes 344 amino acids. Lineage: Eukaryota; Viridiplantae; Streptophyta; Magnoliopsida; Fabales; Fabaceae. The record is from RefSeq and is a predicted model, not a curated record. Gene Ontology annotation, molecular function: DNA binding. Gene Ontology annotation, biological process: regulation of DNA-templated transcription.
ACCGGCAGCUGAUUGAUACAGUUUCCUAGUUUUCCUCGAAAGCGUAUAGUAGUUUCCAUCUUCUUCAUGGACAAGGAUACUAGUUUGGAAAUCCAUCUCCCUCCUGGAUUUAGAUUCCACCCUUCUGAUGAAGAGUUAAUUGUUCACUAUCUAAGAAACAAAGUCACUUCUUCACCACUUCCUGCCUCAUUCAUAGCAGAGAUAGACCUCUACAAGUUCAAUCCAUGGGAUCUUCCAAGCAAAGCUUUGUUUGGGGAAGAAGAGUGGUAUUUCUUUACUCCAAGAGAGAGGAAGUACCCAAAUGGAGUGAGACCAAACAGAGCAGCUGGUGCAGGUUACUGGAAGGCCACUGGAACUGACAAACCAAUUAUCACGUCAGGUGGUAUGAAGAGCAUUGGAGUGAAGAAAGCCCUUGUCUUCUACAAGGGACGUCCCCCAAAGGGAUCCAAAACUGAUUGGAUCAUGCAUGAGUAUAGGUUGCAUGAUUCACUCCUCUCAAAUUCUCACAAAAGAGGCUCCAUGAGACUUGAUGAGUGGGUGCUAUGCCGGGUGAGACAGAAAACAGGCAGCCCAAGAAGUACUUUGGAAGAUCCAAGUGAACUGAUUUAUGAACCAACAAAAAAGAUUCAACAAAUGAAUGAUGAGAACUUCAAUCCUGAACUAGUAAAAGCCUCCAUUGUGCACAACGAAUUUCCAAUGUUACCUUAUAUUCUGGCUUCUAGGAGUACUUUGCCUAAUUCCAUUGGUGUGUCCUCAAGCACAGGCUUUGUUAGAAAUUAUGAUAUGAAACAAUAUGGUUCCGUGCAUGAAGACAACAACUUGAAUGUAAUAGGAGCACAGUUCUUAGCAUCUGCAAUGGAGGGCUUGCAUAAUAAUCCUCUGAAGAGAAAAUUCAUUGAACAAGAAGAAAACCAUUUGGAAUAUGCUCCCCCAAAUAAGAAAAUAAGCCUAGAACUUGGUGAUGAUGUUGAUAAUAGUGAUGAUAAGCCAAGUCUUGUGAUGGAUACAAACAAAGGCUACAAUUUUGGCUUCUUUGAUCAGUGGAAUUCAAUCAUACAACCUCAAGAGCUUAACAGCUUAGCCUUCAUGGGAUAUUCAUGAUCCAUGAGUUUUAUUAUUUGACUACAAUAAUAAGCUAUCUUGAUCUGAACUCACUUUCUAAAAUCAUGUGGUACCCAUUAUUACCAUUUCUCUUUUCAUGAUAUGCUCUUUUUUCACUUGGUGUUGGUGCCUCAUCAAGAAGUGAGUUGUACAGGGCAUGCUUGCUUGUUCUGCAUGGGAAUGAAUGGUAAGUGAAGUGGUUUAUAUGUAAAUAAGCAAGAAUAAUGCAGUGUGGUAAUUAUAUUCUUUUCAGCACAUACAUAAGAAUGUACAUAGUUGAAAAUGUAUAUCAUUACAGGAUACUACUGUAUCAAUUGUGUGCAUAGA